AGGAGGCCUUUCCGGAGCGCCGCUGGAGAGAGGAAGAUGGCUGCGAGGGUGUUGAGUCGGUGCGGCUCGCAGACCUUCGCCCCGCGGUGGUUUCUGGCGACUCUGCGGCAUUUCAGCCAUGGAACAAACAUACUACAUCAGCCUGGUGGUCCUCAAGGCACCUUCUUCUCACCACUUCAGAAAGUGAUGUUGUCACCAGAUGCUUUUCAUGGGAAAGUGGCCUUUAUCACAGGUGGUGGUACGGGCAUUGGAAAAGGGAUGACAAGUGCUCUCUCUAAUCUGGGAGCAGAAUGUGUUAUAGCAAGCCGGAAACUUGAUGUAUUGAAACAAACAGCAGAAGAAAUAUCUUCUAAAACUGGAAAUAAGGUUCACGCGGUUCAGUGUGACGUGAGAGAUCCAGCGUCUGUCACCAGUGCAGUCUCUCAAUUGAUUGAAGUGGCUGGGCAUCCUGAUGUUAUAAUAAAUAAUGCUGCUGGAAAUUUUAUUUCUCCUUCUGAACGCCUUUCUGCAAAUGCAUGGAAGGCUAUCACUGAUAUUGUUCUGAAUGGUACUGCUUUUGUAACUCUGCAAAUUGGGAAAGAAUUGAUUAAAGCCCAAAAAGGGGCAGCAUUUCUGGCCAUUACAACAGUCUACGCAGAAAGCGGGUCUGGCUUCGUAGUACCGAGUGCUUCUGCCAAAGCAGGUGUAGAAGCACUGUACAAGUCUCUUGCAGCUGAAUGGGGUAGAUAUGGCAUGAGAUUCAACGUAAUUCAGCCAGGUCCUAUAAAGACAAAGGGAGCAUUCAACCGCUUGGACCCCACUGGUGCAUUUGAGAAAGAACUUAUCCAGAGAAUUCCUUGUGGGCGCCUGGGAACAGUGGAAGAGAUUGCCAAUCUUGCCGCCUACCUCUGUAGUGAUUAUGCAAGUUGGGUUACUGGAACAGUCAUUAGAAUGGAUGGUGGUGAAUAUGUGUCUAUGGCUGGAGAAUUCAAUGAAUUACGUAAGGUCACCAAUGAACAGUGGGAUGUGAUGGAACAAAUUAUAAGAAAAACAAAAGGCUCAUAAUUUAUGUUUUUAUGUGAUUUUUUUUUACACAGAUUAGUUCUAAAAUGUUCUGUAACUUAUAAAUAAAAUGCACUAAUACUGAUA
Messenger RNA from Candoia aspera, 1128 nucleotides. RefSeq names its product 2,4-dienoyl-CoA reductase 1 (gene DECR1). Gene Ontology annotation, biological process: fatty acid beta-oxidation. The transcript is spliced from 10 exons. The record is from RefSeq and is a predicted model, not a curated record. NCBI's taxonomy places the organism in Eukaryota, Metazoa, Chordata, Lepidosauria, Squamata, Candoiidae. Bases 37 to 1044 code for a protein of 335 amino acids. Gene Ontology annotation, cellular component: mitochondrion. Gene Ontology annotation, molecular function: 2,4-dienoyl-CoA reductase (NADPH) activity.